UUUGUUAAGCGAUUUCUGCGAUGAAGACCCAUUAUCAAUGGAUUCGUCAAUUGACAAUUACACAGGCGAUUGGGAUUCAUUAAAAAAAUUUAUGAUUAGAGUAUCUCAACCCUGUCACGAUAUGAUUGUGUCAUGUCAAUGGGCAAACAACCCUAAAGUUUGUUCAGAAUUAUUUAACCCUUCAUUAACAGAUGAAGGUAUAUGUUGUUCAUUCAAUAAAGUAAAAUCGGAUUACAUAUUUCGGAACCCAAAAGAUUUAUCAGAUUUAAAUCUUACCUUUCCAAAUCCGUCUGCAAAUUGGACUCCCGAAAAUGGAUACCCGCCGAAUACGCCUGCUGAUUAUAUUCCCUGGAGGCCUUGGGGUGCCGGUAAUCAUCUAGGAUUAACUCUUGUUUUGGAUGCUGAAAUCGAGGAAUAUUAUUGUUCAUCAGAAGUCAGUUAUGGAUUCAAGGUGAUGUUACACAGCCCCGUAGAAACUCCAAAAAUAUCAUCAUUUGGUAGUUUAAUAUCUCCAGGAAGAGAAACAUCAUUAGAAAUUCACCCUACCGUAGGAAUGGCUACACCAGCAUUAGCUGAAAUAGAAAAAGAAAAACGUCAAUGUGUAUACUCAGCGGAAAAACAAUUGAGAUUCUAUAGAACUUAUACUCAACGGAACUGUAUACUAGAAUGUGAAGCAAAUUUUACAUUAAUGUUUUGUCAAUGCGUCAUGUAUUAUAUGCCAAAAGACAGUUUUUCAAGGAUUUGUGGAAAAAAAGAUGAAGCGUGUUCGGAUAUAGCUAAAUUGGCAAUAGAACUCCGAUAUAGUUCACCGUUAACGAAUAUGACACAGUUAUUGAAUGGAACAUAUUUACCGAAUUGCACUUGCUUACCAGGAUGCCACUGGAUUGGGUAUAAUAAAGUACAUUCAUCAUCUCCUUUAGCCAAUAGUUAUAAAAUCAAGCCAACAUAUUUAGCUGGAAAAACUUCCAGUUAUUUUAAAAAAAAUAUGGCUGUAAUUCACUUUUUCUUUGAAGAAACUCAAUUUACUGGUUUUACAAAAGGGGAAUUGUUUGGAUUUACAGAAUUUCUAUCUAACACGGGAGGACUUUUAGGAUUGUUCAUGGGUUUUAGUUUUCUCAGUGCAAUUGAAGUAAUAUAUUUUAUUUCAUUGCGUUUAUGGUGUGCAAUACCAAAUAAAAAUAAAGUAACAGAUCAAAAGAACAAUCUGAAAAAUAUCUCAUAAUUUAGCGUUAGACUAAACACAGUUUAUUAUAAAUAAAUGUUAAAUUAUUGUAGGUCAUUUAUAAUAGCCACGAAACUUCAUUGGAUUGGGUUUAUU
This is a messenger RNA of Rhopalosiphum padi (bird cherry-oat aphid), 1318 nucleotides long. RefSeq names its product pickpocket protein 28-like. NCBI's taxonomy places the organism in Eukaryota, Metazoa, Arthropoda, Insecta, Hemiptera, Aphididae. The record is from RefSeq and is a predicted model, not a curated record. The coding region runs from base 38 to 1222 and encodes 394 amino acids. Gene Ontology annotation, cellular component: membrane. Gene Ontology annotation, molecular function: ligand-gated sodium channel activity. Gene Ontology annotation, biological process: sodium ion transmembrane transport. The transcript is spliced from 6 exons.